This is a messenger RNA of Gorilla gorilla gorilla (western lowland gorilla), 3658 nucleotides long. RefSeq names its product coiled-coil-helix-coiled-coil-helix domain containing 6 (gene CHCHD6). Bases 110 to 877 code for a protein of 255 amino acids. The record is from RefSeq and is a predicted model, not a curated record. The transcript is spliced from 7 exons. NCBI's taxonomy places the organism in Eukaryota, Metazoa, Chordata, Mammalia, Primates, Hominidae. Gene Ontology annotation, cellular component: MICOS complex; mitochondrion. Gene Ontology annotation, biological process: DNA damage response; cristae formation.
CUUUGUUGGCGUGUGCCGCGGCCGCGCGAGUCCUGGAAAGCUUUGUUGGCCCGGUUGCUCUGGAGCCGGGUCUCGGGUCUGGUGGCUGCCGGCCCUGCAGCAUCUCGCCAUGGGGAGCACGGAGAGCAGCGAGGGCCGCAGGGUGUCCUUCGGAGUGGACGAGGAGGAGCGGGUCCGGGUGCUGCAGGGUGUCCGGCUGUCUGAAAAUGUGGUGAACCGCAUGAAGGAGCCCAGCUCUCCACCCCCUGCUCCCGCAUCUUCUACCUUUGGCCUUCAAGAUGGCAACUUGAGAGCCCCUCACAAAGAAUCCACACUGCCCAGGUCGGGGAGCAGUGGUGGCCAGCAGCCCUCAGGGAUGAAGGAGGGUGUCAAGAGGUAUGAACAGGAGCAUGCUGCUGUCCAGGAUAAGCUCUUCCAGGUGGCAAAGAGGGAAAGAGAGGCUGCCACCAAGCACUCCAAGGCAUCCCUGCCCACGGGCGAAGGCAGCAUCAGCCAUGAGGAGCAGAAGUCAGUCCGGCUGGCCAGGGAGCUGGAGAGCAGAGAGGCAGAGCUAAGACGCCGUGACACCUUCUACAAGGAGCAGCUGGAGCGUAUUGAGAGGAAGAAUGCUGAGAUGUAUAAACUGUCUUCACAGCAAUUCCAUGAGGCAGCCUCAAAGAUGGAGAGCACAAUAAAGCCCCGCAGGGUGGAGCCCGUCUGCUCAGGGCUGCAGGCCCAGAUUCUCCACUGCUACCGAGAUCGCCCGCAUGAGGUGCUGCUGUGCUCGGACCUGGUCAAGGCAUACCAGCGCUGCGUGAGCGCCGCCCACAAGGUAAGGCCUUGCCUACCUCCCAGGUUUCCAGAGGCCUUGGGAGGUAGGCGAGGUACCUCUAUCUAGCAUUGGAGAUCUCUGCCUGCCUUUUCCUGUUAGAGUCGGAUGCUCCACCUGGAGGUCUCUGCAUUUGCCAAGGGAGGGAUUCUUCGCUUUCCUCAGUCACCUGCACACUCUCCUGGCUGCUUCCAGGAGCGCCUUGGACAUCUGGCCCCAGGGAGAUGAUCCCUGUUGCGUUUGCCCUAUUAGGCUGGGUGGGAGCAGGCUGGGUAAAGUCAGGCCCCACCUUCAAGGGCCGGGCCCCUUGUGGGUGCCAGGGACUUCUUAGCCCUCGGCACUUAGGGGUGGGAGGGUGGCAGAGGCCCGAGUGCAGAGUGGGGGUCCCAGCAAGGAUAGGCCAUCUGGAAGAGGAGUGGGAGCAGAUGUGGCCAUCAGAGGCUGCUCACAGCCACCCUGCCCUGAGCUGGUCUACAGGGGUGUGCUGGCUUGGCCUUCCUGGUGAGUGGUCCCAAGCCUCAUGUGCUCUCUGGUCACCUCCCACUCCAGUGGGCCUCGGUUGUCCUGGAUGCCUGUGGUGCGCUCCCAGCCAGCUCCUACUGCCUUCCUCCCCCAUCCCCAACUGCUGCUCUCUAUCCUAGAUAAGUCCUCCCCCUUCCCAGGUCCCGUAGCGUCCUCUGGUACAGUCAGGCUGUUCCCAGCCAUACCUCACCCUUGCCCCACCCCAACAGGACAGCUCCCACCUUGGGGAGCAUCAUUCACUCUCAGAACACCUAGUUUGGGCUCCCCAAGGAGUGCGUCCUGUUUGUGAAAAUGUAUGGGAGAAACAAUAGGAUGAGGUCUCCUUUCCCAUGUAAAAGCCUCUUUGGCCUGAGUAGGAGACAGGCUGCUUUAGGUACUUGAGAUGGAAAAGGCUGAGGCCAGAUGCUCUGUGCUCUCCAGCCAUGUCCAAGGGGAGAUCUGUUCCACUGAACUGAGCGGGGUCCUGCAGCCCCAGGCCUGCGAGAGCUUCCUUGGGUCAUGCCCUGCUCACACCCAUCUGCCAAAGCUGAUUGUUCCACUCUUUGCUGCUCACAGCCCCGUCCAGCACCGACUGUCCCUUCAUGGCCAGAGCACAGCCCAGAAGUAGCUCCACACAGGACGAGUGGUCGCAAGGCCUCUGUCAGCCUUCCAAGAGAGGGAAGCCCUGGGUAGGACAGGCGGCCUCCUCCUCCAUCUCAGAGUAUGGAAGGCUGCUCACUCUGCUUCCACGUGGGCAGGAGGCGCUGAGGCGCUGGGUAGGCUGGGCCAGACCAGGGCCCUUCGCACCAACCAGACACUUAGCUCCCUACUCACCAGCAAAGUGAAGCCUCCAGAUCCUCCACACACCCAAUCAAGGGCAGCUCCGAGUCUCUGUUCAUCACACACCUAACUCUUUACCGAGGGAUCUGCUGCAGGCUCUUGGCUUCCUGGCAGGGCCUACGCCUCAGUGGCCUGCCCUAGACUCCAUCCUCUCUCCAUCCAGCCCCACCUCUGUGGUAGUUUUCAGCCCCUACCCACCACCCCUAAGAGUAUUUCUUUAACAAACACACCUCACCAAUAUAUCUUCCUCGCACCAAGGCAAAAAUGUGAUUACCAAGGAAGACAGAUCACGUUAAACCCCAGUGUAUUCCCUGAGAGAGGCUCUGGGACACUGCCAGGUCUGGCUCCCUCCUUCCCGGCCCCUACCCCUGACAUGACUAGCAAAGAAACCAGAGACUGAGCAACGGCAGUGCCAGAGGUCUGCCUGCUCUCCCCAUGUGCUGUCUUGGCAGUGUGUGUGCAUUUGGAGACAGCAUAUUCAACCUGACUCCCUCGGAGCCCCAGCACCCAGACACUUGGGUGGUGCCCUGUGUGUGAGAUGUGGCAAGUGCUGGAGAAACUCUCACCACCCUUCGCCAGCCUUCGCCUCAGAAGGCUGCUGGCAGAACCAGAGAGCGGGGAGUGAAGGGUCCCUAAGAGGGAUUUGUUUCUGCAAGGGGCCAAGCGGCAGGGGACAGAGGCCCACAUGGUCAAGGGCCUUGGGGUGGGGCAGCACUGCUUCUCUCUCCAGGAUCUAACAUCUGCCCUGGGGCUCCUAGGGCAGGUAGGUGAUGCCUAGGCCCAGAGCCUGGCACCUGCCUGUGUGCAGAUGUGCUGGGCAUCUCAGAUGAGGACAGGGGCCUCAGGCUGUCCACCACAGGACCCUGACUGUGCGGACCCCAGCAUCCCAGCAGGCUCCCGCUGAGCUGUGAAAAAUCGGAGAACAGAGGGGAGGCCUUGAUGAGGCAGAGCAGAGUUGGGUUAGACUCUUCUUUACCCAAGGUGCUUGUCAGAAACACCGCAGCAGGUUGAGAGGGCAGGGGCAGGGGACCUGCCUUCUGAGCCAGCCCUGGGAGAGUAAAGGAAAGGGGAGCAGGUUCUGGUGUCACUGUCGCGUGGAGUGAGGGCCUGUCCCCUGUUGCUGGGGACUGUGCUGGGCUCCGGGGUACAGAGGUGAAGAGACUCACUGAUGGGUCUCCAGGUGAGGAGGGAGACCAACUCACAGCUGCUCCCUGGGAAGCAGUUGCUGUCACAGGGCGAUCUGCAUGGAGCUGGAGGACAUGGGCGGAGUGGGCCCUGACUCAACUCUGACCUGUUCUCUUUGUAGGGCUGAGGAGCAGACGUCAUUCCCUGCCCUGGCAGUGACUUGGAGCCCUGAAGAAGGGACCAAUCAUGGGACCACAGCCACUGUGCCCUGCCGUUUCCUGCUGGGCCCCUGCAUAUGCCCCUGAGCCUGGGGCUGCCACGUGUUUAGGAAACAAAGUAUGCGCUACUGUCUGAAAACAAAUAAAGCAGAUGCCUUUGUUUUCA